Messenger RNA from Diabrotica virgifera virgifera (western corn rootworm), 2170 nucleotides. RefSeq names its product zinc finger protein 501-like. Lineage: Eukaryota; Metazoa; Arthropoda; Insecta; Coleoptera; Chrysomelidae. Gene Ontology annotation, molecular function: RNA polymerase II cis-regulatory region sequence-specific DNA binding; DNA-binding transcription factor activity. The record is from RefSeq and is a predicted model, not a curated record. Gene Ontology annotation, biological process: regulation of transcription by RNA polymerase II. The coding region runs from base 654 to 2021 and encodes 455 amino acids. The transcript has 2 exons.
AUCAGUGUUGCCGAUGUCACCAACUUUAUUACUCGUGAGAGAUUCUUUUUGAAUAAUUUCUGGAAUUUAUGCAAAAGAUUAACAAUACAAUCGCCAUUCAUCAUCAAUAUUUUGUGUUAUGUCCCAAUUAUUGACAUAAUUCUUACAGGCAUACGUAUAAAAUUAUGUUAAAAAAUAUUUAAUAUUAUCAGAAUGUCAUAAAAGUUAAGUAAAUCUGAUAAUUAUGUACAAAUCGGCAACACUGUCGAUUUUCUACAUUGUCUGGUACUACGCACAAAAUGGCCGACGAUCUGCGCCGUAAUAGUGCGCGAACUUUUCCCGCCUUCUAGUGUGUCACUGCUGUUGCGUUUUCUAUGCUGUGACCACAGCCACAGAAAGAAACGUGAACGUGAAACGUUAGAAAUUUGAAACCCAAAAAGGCAAAAAGUGUCAUGUGAAAUAAGUAAAAACUUGAAAUUAGUGUUAAAAACUAAAUUUUAUCGUUAAUGAAAAAAUUCAUUGCCAUUUCUUGCUUGUCACAUACCUAUUAAGUAUACUUACUGAGCAUAAAAUGUUGAUCAUUGAAGGUUUAAUAUUUUCAUAGUGUGAUUUGCAAAAAUUUUAAUAAUAUUAUAAUACCAUUUUUUAAAAACGUUUUAAUUAAUUUUUAUGACAUGGAGACAAUUCAAGAAAAAGAAGUAACAAUUAAGAAGGAACUUAAAAACGAAAAUAAUUCAGAAACAGAUACUAAGCUCAAGCUCAUUAAAAAGGAGGCAGAAUUAACUAAUGAGCACCAUAUUCAAGAUGUGAAUUCUAAUGACAUAAAGGAGCUAAACACAGAAAUUAAUCUUGAAAAUAUGAAAUGUGAACAAAGUUCAAAGGAAUACAGUGUGGCUUUUGAAGAUUCUGAACAACAAACGCAUUCUGAAGACAAACCGUUUAAGCUGAAAAUUCAUUUGCGGAGCGAUACAGAAGAGAAGCCUUAUAAAUGUGAAAUAUGUUCCAAAGAGUUCACGCUCAAAGGAAGUUUGAAAAGGCAUAUGUCCGUAGGUCAUACUAAACAAAAACCGUUUAAAUGUGAUGUCUGUUCUAAAGAGCUUGCUACAAGAGGUAGUUUAACACGACAUAUGAGAGUUCAUACUAAAGAUACUGAAGAAAAACCCCAUACACCCCAGCUUUAUGAAUGUGAAUCAUGUUUUAAAGUUUUUACUGCUCGUAGUAAACUAAAUAGACACUUAACAACACAUGAUGAAGACAACGACAACCGUAUUAAAUGUGAAAUUUGUUCAAAAACUUUUAAACAUCGCAGUCAUUUUAAGACCCACCUUCUAUUACAUUCCGAUGAUAAACCUUUUAAAUGUGAGUUUUGUUCUAAACAGUUUCUAGAAAAUAAUAGGCUGCAACUUCAUAUGCGGGUUCAUACAGAAGAGAAGCCUUAUAAAUGUGAAAUAUGUUUCAAAGAGUUCACACGUAAGGAAAGUUUGAGAAAUCAUAUGUAUAGAGAGCAUACUGAACAAAAACCUUUUAACAAUUUAACAUGUGAUAUCUGUUCUAAAGAGCUUACUACACAAGCUAGUUUGACACGGCAUAUGAGAGUGCAUAAUGGAGAAAAACCAUUUCAGUGUGACCUUUGUGACGCUCAGUUUGCAAAUAAUUAUGCUCUGGGUCUUCACAAGCGUGCACAUUCAGGAGAACUUCCAAAAUGUAAUGUUUGCCUUAAGCAAUUUAGUGAAAAUAGUAAAUUAAAAAUACACAUGAGAACGCAUAAUAAAGAGACAUGUUUUCAAUGUGAGGUGUGUUCAAAGUCAUUUACGGAAAAUAGGAAAUUGUUAGAACACAUGCGUAUGCAUACAGGUGAGAGACCUUUUAAAUGUGAAAUAUGCUCAAAACAGUUUGCUCAAAAUGGAAGUUUAACGAGACAUAUGUUGAUUCAUUCUGAAGAGAAACCUUUUAAAUGUGACGUUUGUUCCCGUCAGUUUACACAGAAAAUUAAUUUAGAAAAACAUUGUCGUAGACAUACCGAAAGAAAAUCUUCAGACUGACAUUUUAUUUAAAUGAAAAUUACAAUAUAUAGAGCUGCGACUGACUAAGUAAAAUGCAUGACUAGGGAUCUUUGUAAUUAGCAGAUUCUUCAAAACAAGUUUAAACUUUUUAAUAACAUUUUUAUACGAAUAAAAUUAUUUUUCAAUUU